This is a messenger RNA of Ctenopharyngodon idella (grass carp), 5678 nucleotides long. RefSeq names its product fibrinogen C domain containing 1a (gene fibcd1a). The record is from RefSeq and is a predicted model, not a curated record. The transcript is spliced from 7 exons. Lineage: Eukaryota; Metazoa; Chordata; Actinopteri; Cypriniformes; Xenocyprididae. The coding region runs from base 575 to 1969 and encodes 464 amino acids.
CGGAUCGGACAUCGCUAGCAGACACGGUGUAAGCACAAGAUAGGGGGGUGGAUUUCAGGAGCGUUAUCACACCACAGGAAUGAAGCAAAUCAAACGGAUGCUUAACAUACAGUUAUUUUGCAUAACUUUGUGUCUUAUUAUCUAAACCCGCGUUUUUUUGUUUCUCACUGACUGGAUAGGGAAAGUUUCAUAUCUGAGGAGGAAUACCUGCCAACUGACGGAACGCAUCAUCCGCAAACCGUCACACCUUCGCCUCAGUAUUUGAGUGCGUUGAGGAGAUCGGACCUGCUUUCGGACUGCAUUUUCUUGUUUUGUUUCUUUUUGGGGUGAGGGACAAGUCCCUUGAAGUACGUAUAUUUUUCAUUUACAAAAUGAGUGUGGAUCUCUAACGUUAGUUCUGUGCCCCGGUUUUCAGUAGGUUUGUGCGGAUGAUUUUGUGAAGUAGUUUUAGUUCCCCUAGACUGUUGUGUUGUUUCAUUUUUCCUCUUUCUUGGAUGCUGGAAUUUAAGACUGACAGUCCCGUUCUCUCCUCAUGCCCAUGAAAACAACUCUCGGAUGGUAAGGAUUCCAGAGAAUGGUAAAUGAUCGAUGGAAAAUCAUGAACAGUGUUUCAGAACUCGAGGAUGGUCAGCAGCAUAAAUCGCAGAGGAUGAGCUGUAGCUAUCUCCUAUGCACCAUCCUGCUCUUUGUUGCUGUGUUACUGGCUGUCACGGUAACCGGGAUCAUCCUUCUGAUGAACCAUUACCAAGCGCCCAGCGGCCCCGACGGCCCCCCUCUCAUCAGCACUAACCAGGAUGAGGCUAAUGCCCUGGUAACCAUCGAGAGAGGCGACGGCUCCCGCAUCAACAUCUUCAUUGACCCCAACUGCCCCGACUACAACAAUAACUUCCUGCGUCUGGAGGGCGUGCAAACCUCACUGCUGCACUCUCUCACCGACCAUGACACUGAUCUGAAGUCAGUGAAAGGGCAGGACCGGGCUCUGCUCGUUAAACUGGCUGAGGAAGUGGCCAAACUGUCCGCCCAUGCCAGUCAGCUGAAGAUGGAGUACAACGCUCUGAGACAAGGCCAGGGCAACAUUGGACAGGAACUCAGCACUCUGCAGACCGAACAGGGCAGGCUUAUCCAGCUGCUGUCAGAGAGUCAGAUCAACAUGGUGAAAGUGGUGAACUCUGUGAGCGACGCGCUCAGCUCCAUGCAGAAGGAAACCGGAAACAUCAAGAGCCGUCUCAAGGCAGAUCUGCAGAGGGCUCCGGUGCGCAGCGUCCGGCCCAAGGGCUGCGCCGCUGGAGAGGGUUCCAGACCCAGGGACUGCAGUGACAUCUAUGCCAGCGGGCAAAGAGAGGAUGGUAUCUACUCCGUGUUCCCCACACAUUACCCAGCAGGCUUCCAGGUCUUCUGUGACAUGACUACUGAUGGAGGCGGAUGGACGGUGAUUCAACGCAGAGAAGAUGGCUCUGUUAACUUUUUCCGUGACUGGGAAGCCUAUCGUGAAGGAUUUGGCAAGAUAACAGGAGAGCAUUGGCUUGGCAUGAAACGAAUCCAUGCACUUACCAUUCAAGCCAACUACGAGCUGAGGAUUGACCUGGAGGACUUCGAGAACAGUACCUCCUUUGCGCAGUACGGCUCUUUUGGAGUGGGUUUGUUCUCUGUUGACCCAGACGAGGAUGGCUACCCACUGAGCAUCGCUGACUACUCCGGCACUGCAGGCGACUCGCUACUCAAACACAACGGGAUGAAAUUCACCACUAAGGACAAGGACAACGACCACUCUGAGAAUAACUGCGCGUCCUUCUACCACGGCGCCUGGUGGUACCGCAACUGCCACACCUCCAACCUCAACGGACAGUACCUGCGCGGCCAGCACACCUCGUACGCCGACGGCAUCGAGUGGUCGUCCUGGACGGGUUGGCAGUACUCGCUGAAAUUCACAGAGAUGAAGAUCAGGCCGACCAAGGAGGAGAAUAAAUGAGCGAGAACUAGAAAACUUGAUUAGAAGAACUCAAAGAUGGCUGUAGGUGUUAGAGACACUCGGUGCAGAAAUGCAAGAACUUUCCGAAUACGACUUCUUUCUCAUGUUUCUGUUUCUAUCCGUCUUUCAAUCCCCGUUUUCCCACCAUCUUGUAGUGUUCGUGCUAAUGCCCAGUGGGCUGCUGUUUUUCUCUUGAUCUACUGUUCACAUCUCUGAAUAUUAUUAUGAUGAAUCAUUGCAGGUAUUGUCAAAAAUGUACUAAUGAAAAAAAUCAGUAGUUGUUGUCUAAAAAAAAAAAAAAAAAAAAAAAAAAAAAAAAAAAAACUUCUGUAGCUGUGAAAUUUAGCAAGAAUGUGUAGCUUUUCAUAAAAAAUAAAGACUUUUAACUCUUCUCAAACAUCCGACGGAGAGGCAGCUUGUCCUAUGUUAUUUUCGUUCAGUGCUUAAUCAAUAACUCGUAGUUAAACAUGACAAGGUUGCUAUUGGUGUGUCCAGCCACUGCUGUAAUAUCUGGGAGGUAACUAGGCUUUCCCACAUGUCGAGUAAAUACGUUAUUGACCACCAGGGAUGCUCAAAGAGAAUAUGUGUCACAGAGGUGGCUUUGAGAGUGAUGGGCCAAUACAGGCACAUUUUUCACUCUGACAGGUCAGUCGGUGGAAGGUUUAUCAAUGGAGAAGCUGAACGUCUCUCAGAAAUCACAGUAACCCUUUUGUGUUACUGCCGGUUAGCAGAAUGUUGGAUUUUAUCUCAUGCACAGUAGGUCAGAUUCACCUGAAAUCCCAAUGAGAUGGAUUGACAGAGCUUAAGGCUUAAUCUUGGAGGAGAUCUGAGAAGUGAACUCGGGUUGAACUGCUUUUAUUUUUGUGAACAGACUGACUCUUCUGUUUUUAUAGUCAGAUCACCCUGGAGAUCAUUUCAGUAGCUUAUUCAGUAGCUCAUCGGUUUGCCACUAAUAUAUGAACAUGCAUUCAUUUAAUGUCAUUGGUUUUAGAUCAAUUGUGAAAUUCUUUUGCUAAAAAGGAAUAGUUUACCCUAAAAUGGGUCAAGAUCUAAAUUACAUUUAGGCAUUUUAAAGCACAAAUAUUUUAUUAUAUUGUAGCAAAUAGCAAAUGUUUUAACUUUGCUUUUUUUUGUUUUGGAGGCUCUUAAAAGUGUGAAAUGGAAUUAGCAAAGACUUAAGGGAUUAGUUCACUUCAGAAUUAAAAAUUCCUGAUAAUUUACUCUCCCCCAUGCCAUCCAAGAUGUUUACAUCUUUCUUUCUUCAAUUGAAAAGAAAUUAUGGUUUUCGAGGAAAACAUUCCAGGAUUUUUCUCCAUUUAGUGAACGGGUUGAAGAUCCAAAUUGCAGUUUCAGUGCAGCUUCAAAGGGCUUUACACGAUCCCAGCCGAGGAAUAAGUGUCUUAUCUAGCUAAACAAUCAGAUAUUUACUAAAAAAAUAAAAAUGUAUAUACUUUUUAACCACAAAUGCUCGUCUUGUACAAGCUACGCAUUACGUAAUCAUGUUGGAAAGGUCACGCGUGUUUACAAAGCGAAUAUGCAAAGACUAAGUCAAACGGCCUUUACAAAAAAAGGUAAAACAUCGAUUUUGGAUGAUUUUGAAAUGAGAUGGAGCUUUUCGUCCUAUUGCGGUACUUCCGCCUACGUCACGCAUGACCUUUCCAACGUGAUUACGUAAUGCGUGCUGCAUCGCAGAGCAUUUAUAUAAAAAGUAUAUAAUUUUUUAGAAAAUGACAGAUCGUUUCACUAGAUAAGGCCCUUUUUCCUCGGCUGGGAUCGUGUAGAGCCCUUUGAAGCUGCAUUAAAACUGCGAUUUGGACCUUCAACCCGUUGGUAACUGUUGAAGUCCACUAUAUGGAGAAAAAUCCUGGAAUGUUUUCCUCAAAAACCUUAAUUUUUUUUUGACUGAAGAAUGAAAGACAAAAACAUCUUGGAUGACAUGGGGGUGAGUAAAUUAUCAGGUAAUUUUAAUUCUGAAGUGAACUAAUCCUUUAAUAUAAACAAUACAACAGUUCAAUACAUUUUCAGUGACUCUUUCUGCACGUCAUAUUUUUAUGCCAGUAGGUGGGGACAUUACUUUAUGGGUCUUUACAGGUGAAUUAUUGACUCAUUUACUCGCCUGAGUAAUGAAUCAUAGAAUGUUCAAAUACACUGAUUCAUUCAGGAAUGAAAGAAAUGGCUGUUUUUAUGAGUAAAUCGUUGAAGCAUUUACUCAACCGAUUUGUUCAUAAAUGCUGAUUCAUCCAGGAACAAGUCACUCUUUAUGACUGAACCACUGAAUCAUUAACUCGGCUGAUCUGAUCAAAACUUUCACUUUUCUAUUUAAUAUAUGGCACUGACAAUGAAAAUAUGUUUCCUUUCCAAACAAUCAACUUACAAUGUCCUUUUACUCAUUUACUUGUGUUUUUAUGUGUGUUUGUAUUAGUUUUGAUAACAUGUUUCAACUGCUGUUUUAUUUGUAUACUAAUAUCCUGCGAUGUCCAUGUUUUUAACUAAGAUGACCCAGUGUUUAGAAUGUGAAAAUCGGUUUCAUAACUUUAUUUGUAUCUUCAUAUUUGUUGUGAUUGUACAUUGAUUAUCCUGUCAAAGAUGAACAUUGUCUGCACUUUAAACAACAACAUCAAACUAGUCAUUUCUGUUUCGAAAUGUUAUACAAUCACUUUUAUAUCUAUAUUGGAUGGAAUUCAAAGAAAUAGUUUUAUGAAUCAAAGGAUAACUAAUCCCUCAGAGUAUUUUAAAAAUGCAAAGCAUUUCAAUAUCAACCUGCUUUAUUGUUCAAAUGUUUAUCUAUGUUCAAAUGGCUAACUUUUAUCAUAUAUACUCCAAUGCCAAUCCCUACUGAAAAACCAAUUCAACAAUGUCAAAGAAACUACAACAGCUGUCACAGCCCAACCAAACUGAUGCGUUUUGAUCAAGUUUGUGACACAUUCUCGCUCAAUAAAGAGAACUGCAGGCAUUUCUGUGAGAUGAAAUUGUUUAAGAUGAACGCCGCUAUGCAGAUUGAGUUUCAUGGUCAAUUCCCUCUGGAAACUGUAGGAGGGAUUUCAAUGCUCCAGCUGUCCUAGCAUGCACAUUCAAAACGAAGAGAAAAUGCCAAUAAAAUACAUCCCCGCACCUCAUCAUGCCAUGUUUUUCUUGCUCUCCACAGGUAUAUUAAAAGAAAUUUGCUGUUCCUCUUGGGUGUGGAACUGAUAAAUGUGAGAUGUGGACUGGAAUGAGAGAGAUUGGUUUUGUUGCGCUAAAGGACAGAAUGUGUAACAGCUACAGCUUUUGGGUAAAGACAGAUACUCAGUUUGUGGCCCUAUAGUUGCUCUCUGUGAACUUCUUGGAACUCAGGAACCCCUGCUGAUGGCCUCUCAAACUACACCUGUCUGCUGACUGCGCUUGCCAGUCAUCCAUGUAAAUAAUUUAACCGUGAAAUUGAGCAUGUCUUGCAGUAUAACAACACCCCAGGAUGACAAGAGGACGUUUUCCUUUCUUUACACAUCUUGCCCUUCCUAACAUCCCCCAAACCUUCAAACCCAUCAUUUGUGACCAGCUAUCAAAGCGAAGGCAGAUCUACUGUACACUAUUAACACUUGGUACGCUCUGCUACGAAUUACGAUGGACUUUUUUUUUUUAGGUCUUGUAUUAGAGGUAUUUUUUUGUUGAUCAUUAAAAUGUGUUUCAUGUUCUGAGUGACAUUUAAUAAACAUCCACAGUUUCUAACAUA